Lotus japonicus is the source of this 2191-nucleotide messenger RNA. RefSeq names its product beta-glucuronosyltransferase GlcAT14B-like. Gene Ontology annotation, cellular component: membrane. Lineage: Eukaryota; Viridiplantae; Streptophyta; Magnoliopsida; Fabales; Fabaceae. Gene Ontology annotation, molecular function: nucleic acid binding; glucuronosyltransferase activity. The record is from RefSeq and is a predicted model, not a curated record. Gene Ontology annotation, biological process: DNA integration. The transcript has 5 exons. Bases 1 to 1941 code for a protein of 646 amino acids.
AUGAUCACAGCUGAGAAGGUUAAGAAGUUUUAUUGGAGGAAAAUAAUCUGCAGGUUUGGAGUGCCAGCAACAAUUGUUUCUGAUAAUGGAACACAGUUUACAAGUAGGAAAGUCAGAGAUUUUUGUGCAGAGAUGAGAAUUGAAAUGAGGUUUGCCUCAGUGGAACACCCACAAUCUAAUGGGCAGGUUGAAGCAGCAAACAAGUUAAUUUUGAAUGGUGUGAAGAAGAGGUUGGGCGAAGCAAAAGGUUUAUGGGCUGAUGAGUUGAUAACAGUAGUUUGGGCUUACAACACAACACCGCAAUCUACUACUGGAGAAACACCCUUCAAGCUCGCUUAUGGAGUUGAUGCAAUGAUUCCGGUGGAAAUUCAAGACAUGACUUUUCGAGUGGCAACAUAUGAAGAGGAGCAGAAUCGAGAGAAUGUUCUGGUGGAUUUGAAUUUGGCAGAGGAAAUGAAGGCUGAGGUUCGUUUAAGGGAAGCUGCAAUUAAGCAAAGAUCUCAAGUUACCCAAAACUUGUACUUGAAGUGUGUUCUGAAUCUUCUGAUUGUCUGUUCCUUUUAUGAUUUUUAUAUUCAUUUUUGGAGUGGAUCUUGGAUUGGAGCACAGUUUGCAGGACUACCCAAAAACACAAAGGUAAAGUACACACUCCGUUUAGUGACAGGAAGGAUGUUUAGUGACAGGAAGUGGAUUAUCCCGUUUUUCGCAAGUUUGCUUGUAUCUGUGAGUCUGCUUCUCACAUCUUUUCUUGGGGUGCUUAGUUCUGCUGGUGGUGGGGGAGAGCAGGCACCAUUUGACAUUAUUUCAUUCAAGAGAUCAGAAGAUUCCAGUGGAUAUUUUGUAGAAUCAGAUUUGGAUAAUUCUCUCAAUGUUAGUGUGAUGGUGAAAAAAGAAGCACCUAGGUUUGCAUAUCUUAUUUCAGGCACAAAGGGUGAUAGUCAUAGGUUGAUGAGGACAUUAGAGGCAGUGUAUCAUCCAAGGAAUCAAUACAUCUUGCAUUUGGAUCUUGAGGCGCUGCCCCGGGAAAGGUUGGAAUUGGCAAAUACAGUGAAAGCAGAUCCAGUAUUUCGUGAAGUAGAGAAUGUGCGUGUUAUGUCUCAAUCCAAUUUGGUAACUUAUAAGGGUCCUACAAUGAUUGCUUGUACUCUGCAAGCUAUUGCAAUACUAUUGAAGGAGAGUUCAGAGUGGGACUGGUUUAUAAACCUCAGUGCCUCAGAUUAUCCUCUCGUAACACAGGUUGAUUUGCUUCAUGUUUUCACGAAUUUAUCUAUAGAUCGCAAUUUCAUUGAACAUACACGUUUUACUGGUUGGAAACUGAACCAGAGAGCAAAACCAAUCAUUGUUGAUCCUGCCCUUUACUUAUCAAAGAAAUCUGAUUUAGCUUUCACUACUCAACGAAGAACACUUCCCACGGCUUUUAAACUGUUCACCGGUUCAGCUUGGGUUGUGCUAACUCGGUCCUUUGUGGAGUACUGUAUAUGGGGAUGGGAUAACUUUCCAAGGACUAUGCUAAUGUAUUAUACAAACUUUGUCUCUUCGCCUGAGGGAUAUUUUCAUACUGUUAUUUGUAACACUAAGGAGUUCCGGCAUACAGCGAUUAGCCAUGAUCUUCACUACAUUGCUUGGGACAAUCCCCCAAAGCAGCAUCCAAUGUCUUUGACUAUGAAAGACUUCGAAAAAAUGGUUAAGAGCAACGCUCCAUUUGCCCGAAAGUUCGCGAAGGAUGAUCCAGUUCUCGACAAGAUUGACAAAGAAGUUUUGGGUCGUACACAUAGAUUUUCACAUGGAGCAUGGUGUGUUGGGACCUCAGAUGGUGGUGCAGACCCUUGUUCUUUGCGUGGCAAUGAUACAGUGUUUAGUCCAGGACCUGGUGCUGAGAGAUUACAUGAGCUGCUUCAAGUUCUGUUAUCUGAAGAACUUCAAGGCAAGCAGUGUUUGUGACAAAAGGGGUAACCUCCACUAAGAUAAUGUCAAGUGUACAUACUGUGGUUAUAGAUCAUACAUGUCUGAUGUAAAAUAUCAGAAUUUUGUGUUCAAGAACAGAUUAUAGUAAGAAGCAACAAGCACUCAGGUAGCAGUUUUCUGGUGCUUGUUUUGGUUGCAAUUGCAGCCACCAUUUACAAAUUACAACCAUUUUUUGUUAUGUUGCAAAAACAAUUAAAUUUCAGAAUAUUUUUUAAUUGGUUAUCAA